Messenger RNA from Linepithema humile (Argentine ant), 859 nucleotides. Its product is annotated as prion-like-(Q/N-rich) domain-bearing protein 25. Lineage: Eukaryota; Metazoa; Arthropoda; Insecta; Hymenoptera; Formicidae. The record is from RefSeq and is a predicted model, not a curated record.
ACAUUUAUCUCACGAGGGCGUAGAACGUAGCGCAAGGUGCGUAUAUGAGCUCGUUAUCUGGCAGUCACCUGGAUAUGUUUCACGUUCACACCUGAACGUCGAUUUCGACGAUUUCCAAUGAUGCUUCUCAUCUGCAUAUUCUUCCUUUUCUGCGCGCUUGCUGGUUAUUCCACCUGUCAGGAGAAUACGGGGCAUACCUUUGCGUUGGUCGGCGAGAAAUGCCAAAGGGACAUCGAUUGUAUCGCAAACGCAUUUUGUCGCUGGCAGCAGACCUGCUCGUGCGAUCCUUAUUACUCACCAAGUCCCGAUAAAUCAAUGUGCAUCGCCACCGUUGGAUUGAGCUGCGAAAAUAACAUAGCGUGUCAAACGAUGGCAAAUGGUGAAUGCAGACAAGGCACGUGUGCUUGUAAAGAUGAUUUCUUUUUAGACAGCGGUAAUUCUUCAAAUUGCAUUAGCCGACCUGCUAAGAUUGGCGAUCGCUGCCAAGUAAACACGGUGUGUCAAGAGAGCUUCAAUUUCGCAAUGUGCAUCAACGAAAAAUGCGAGUGUUAUACGGGAUAUCAUUUUGUAAACCAAACAAGAAACUGCAUUCUGAGCCGAGAUUUGUACAAUAGUUGUGAUGAUGACUAUGAAUGCUAUAUAAAAGACAUGACUCUGGAUACGCUGAAAUGUGACAAUCAUCAAUGUGUGUGUAAAGAAGGGGAGUCGUGUGCCAAAGGCUCGCUGAUCACGGCUGCCGGAACACUCGUCACAAUGUCGUGGUUGCUACAACGAAUCGCUCAAUAGCGAUUAACAAAUAUAAAUUAUUCAAUUGUGUUUUAAUUAGUUUUACAAUACCAUUAUUGACACACAAGAUUAA